Messenger RNA from Gloeophyllum trabeum ATCC 11539, 765 nucleotides. RefSeq names its product glutathione-S-transferase. Gene Ontology annotation, molecular function: glutathione transferase activity. Gene Ontology annotation, cellular component: cytoplasm. NCBI's taxonomy places the organism in Eukaryota, Fungi, Basidiomycota, Agaricomycetes, Gloeophyllales, Gloeophyllaceae. Bases 1 to 765 code for a protein of 254 amino acids. The record is from RefSeq and is a predicted model, not a curated record. The transcript has 4 exons.
AUGGGAGUUCCUGAUGAGAAGAUUCACCCGCAUGCAACGGGGGCAGCUGCGAAGACCGUAGCUCAGCAUGAGCAGCCACAAGAUCUGGUGUUCUAUGCUGGAUGGUUCUGUCCUUUCGUACAGCGUAGCUGGGUCGUCCUCGAAGAGAAAGGCAUCCCUUACCAGUAUAAAGAGGUCAACCCGUAUAAGAAAGAGAAACACUUUUUGGACAUCAAUCCGAAAGGGUUGGUACCGGCCAUUGAAUAUAAGGGGAAAGCGCUGUAUGAGUCGCUGAUUAUCUGCGAAUUUCUCGAGGAGGCAUACCCAGACCACACUCCACAUCUCCUCCCUUCUGAUCCAUUCGAACGCGCCAUCGUGCGUCUCCAAUUGGAUCAUGUAAGCAAGGCCAUCCUUCCCGCCUUCUUCAGGACCCUGCAGGCGCAGGAGAAGGAUAAGCAGGAAGCGGGUCUGCAAGAACUGUAUAGCGGCCUGAGGCAGCUUGCGCAGAAGGUCAAGGGACCGUACUUCCUCGGCGAGCAGUUCAGCCUGGUCGACGUCGCUAUCGCACCGUGGGCUGUGAGGGACUACAUACUUGCGGAGCACAGAGGGUACAAGAGAGAGGACGUCGGAAACGGGUGGAAAGAAUGGGCCGAGAAACUCGAGAGUCGUGACAGCCUCGUCAAGACCUCUAGCCAACAUUACGAGGAGAUCUAUGGCCGCUACCUUCGCGACGAAGCUCAGAGCGAAGCCGCGAAGGCUACCAGAGCCGGCAGAGUUAUCCCGUAA